Molecule: messenger RNA, 852 nt
Organism: Stylonychia lemnae
Lineage: Eukaryota; Ciliophora; Spirotrichea; Sporadotrichida; Oxytrichidae
Source: the annotation of a GenBank genome assembly
AUGUAAUCAUCAGGCGGUGGAAAUCUUACAAUCAGAAUUGUAGAGGGUAAGCUUUACAGAGAUACUGAAGCCUUCGGUAAAAUGGAUCCAUUUGUGCAAGUUGAGUACAAUGGAAACAAGUACAAGACUAGAGUUCACCAAGGUGGAGGAAAAGCCCCAGUUUGGAAUCAUGUAGGAAUCAUUGACUUAUUAAUUCUAUAGGAAUUCUAAAUUCAUGUUGGAUCACUUCAAGACGACUUGACCUUAAAGGUGUUGGAUGAGGAUGUCACCAAGGACGACUUCGUAAAUAUAGCAUAGUAAUAAGAUAUUUUAUAGAUUGGCAUGAGUUUGAUCAAGAUGUCUUCAUUGUGUAUUAACAACGGAGUCAGAGAUUGGUUCACAAUUAACUAUAAGCAAAAGCAAGCUGGGCAAGUUCUAAUCGAGACUAAGUAUUAACCAGCUGGAUAGUAAUAAUAGUAGCCUUAAAUGAUGGGCAUGCAACAACAAAUGUAUCAACCUCAGCAAUAACCAAUGAUGAUGCAAGGAUUUGGCUAACAAUAACCACCUCUUCCCUAAUAUCAAGGUAUGCAACAACCAGGGUAUCAAAUGCCUCAAGGUUACGUUGCUCCAUAGCAGUAUGCCCCAGGCUACUAAGUCCCACCAGGAGGUUAUGCUGCUCCCUAAUAAUACCCACAAGGUUAUUAGAUGCCUCCUCAAGGAUAUGUUGCUCCUCAACAAUACCCACCUGGUUACCAAAUGCCCCCAGGCUAUGUCGCUCCUUAACAAUAUCCUCCCCAAGGGCAAUAUCCACCAGGAUAUCAAUAUCCUCAAGGGCAAUACCCACCAGGACAGUACCCACCAGGCUACAGAUGA